Pomacea canaliculata is the source of this 8052-nucleotide messenger RNA. RefSeq names its product ankyrin repeat domain-containing protein 27-like. Gene Ontology annotation, biological process: early endosome to late endosome transport. Gene Ontology annotation, cellular component: late endosome; tubular endosome; plasma membrane. Bases 408 to 3941 code for a protein of 1177 amino acids. Gene Ontology annotation, molecular function: guanyl-nucleotide exchange factor activity; SNARE binding. The transcript is spliced from 27 exons. Lineage: Eukaryota; Metazoa; Mollusca; Gastropoda; Architaenioglossa; Ampullariidae. The record is from RefSeq and is a predicted model, not a curated record.
UGCCAGCGCAUGCGUAGUGUAGUGAGUCACCAAAGGCACAUGACAUACUACAUUAAAAAACAACAAAAAAAAAACAAUUAAGAGGCUUGUCUUGCAGGAUCAGUAUAACAUGAUAGCUCAGACCAUUUAGUCUUUUCUAGCCUCAGUCAAACGGGGAGUGGGUAAUGACAGAUCGAGGGUAAAAUCAUUUCGUACACAGAGCUCCGUGUUUUCUCGUCAUCACCGCGAGACAACAAACUGUAGCUCUCUAACUGUGGAGGAAACAACACUUCACUUUAUUUUUAGUGAUGGAAACGUGCGUCAAUGCAGGAUCAGCAGCAAUGUGCGGAAAAUACUCUUCUAAUGACAUAAUAUCAGCAUUAAUACAGGGUGUACUCUGAAGAGGAUAACUUAACAGUCAAAUCAAGAUGGGAAGUUAUGAUGAAGACCUUUUUGACAAUCCGUUUUUUGUGGCAGUCCACAAACAAUACACAGAACUCUUCAAUCAGGCAAUUGCAAAAAAGGCUUUAGUAAGAGAUCUCUCUGUGCUUUGUGUUCCAAAAUUCUCUGUUUGUGCUCACAAGAGCAUCACCAAAGAAGAUGCUGAAGAUCACAUUUUACUUCCUGAUGAGUCAGUGGUGGAGGAUGAGAAUAAUUCCCAGACAAAAACCAAGACAUUGUCUGGAAAGACCGUGCUGAUUUCGGAUGGCAAAGUACAUACAUCCUCAGGUUUCGACCAUCCUCAGUCUGUUCAAGUGCUGUUUGAGGAAACAUUUCACAGUGAAAAUGACAACAGCUAUAGAGUACUGUGCAUUGGUCACUUUCUGAACUCAUCUUCUGAUUCUGUUCAGCUAGAAAAUGCUUACAGUCAUCAGAAACCUUCAUCAUAUGAACAGUGCUUGGAUCUUUUAUGGAAUCAUUCAGGAGGGCAGAGAACAAGGGACAACCUGGACAAGCUGAUGAAUGCUUUUGCAGAUGUCUACGAUACCCUUGAAGUAGAAAACCUUCGUAGUGUGAUGGAUAUGGCAAGUGCUCAUUUUACAAAAGCCAUGCAGCAUCUUUUGAAAGAUUCCUUUGUGAGGCAAUCAGCAAAGCACAGUUCUGCAUAUAUGGACAGUCUAAAAGUGGCUGUUGAGACAUACAUGAUGAAUGCUGUGCAUGUUCGGCUGUUUUGCGUGAUUACUGCAGCUGUGGCAGCUGAAGAUGCUGAAAUCAACAAGAUGACUCGCAACCUGGCUUCUCUGCAGCUGCAGGAUAUGGGCAUUCGCAAAAUUUUCAGUCGGAACAUUCCUGCUGCAAAAAAGGAACUUGCAACUCUCAACAGAUUUAGCACACCUCUUGGGCGACUUUUCUGCAUGAAGCGGGUUGUGACUGCACUGACCCGACCUCUCAAGCAUUGUGGCAAAACAGACCACAGCACCACUAUGAUGACCACUGAUGAUUUUCUGCCCAUACUAAUCUUCCUCAUCAUCAAGUCAGAAAUUCCUAACUGGACAGCUAAUCUAGUAUACAUGCGACAUUUCCAUUUUGCCAAAUGCACAGAUGACGAUGAGUUUGGAUUUUACCUUGCAUCAGUUGAGGCAGCUUUGGAGCAUAUUAAGAGUGGAUACAUCUCGGAGGACAUGAAGAUUAAUAAACCCAUAAGAGAAAGGUGGAGUUUCUUGGAACUGACACCCUCUUCUUCUGAUUCUUCAAAUGACAGCCCUGUUUUCCAAAGGCAGCCUAGUUCUUCCAUCAUUGAUGAAUUCUUUAAGUGUGUGCAAGAUGGAGACGAGGAGGCUGUCAAGGGAUUGCUGCAGCGACCGCAACGUACCAGUGAGGAGCUCACCAUCAAACUUUGCCAUCCCUUGUGUUCCUGUGACAAGUGUGAAAAACUACUGGCUUCCAGCCGCAGCAACUCUAACCUUGUCACUGCCUACACUCGGGAUAACCGUGGAUACACUGCUUUGCACAUGGCAGCCUACCAUGGCCAAGGCAAGUUGAUUGACCUUUUGAUACAAAGUGGUGCUGUGGUGGAUGCCACUGACUAUCUGGGUUUGACACCUCUGCACCUUGCCUGCCAACGAGGCUUCCAAAAUGUCAUGUUAUUGUUACUUCACUUUGGGGCUGAUCCUAUGAUCAAGGACAACGAGGGCAACACAGCUCUGCACCAUUGCUGUCUGAAUGGGCAUGAGGAUUGUGUCAAGGGGCUUGUAUUUUAUGACACUUCUUCAAGCAAGCUACAGGUGAAUGGUACAAAUGAUAUUGGCGAUACUGCACUACACAUGGCAGCCAAGUGGGGAUAUGAGAAUAUUGUAAAGAUUCUCCUGGAAAAUGGAGCUGAUGCAACCAUGAAAAAUCGCAAACACCAGUCUCCCAUUCACAUGGCGCAGAAUAUGAGAGUGCAGCGUAUCCUACAGAAUGCAGCAGAAGAGUUUGAACUCCAGCCUUUUUCUGCUUUUAAUCGAUCGCUACCAUCAGCCACCAGCUUGCUUGGAAAGGUAACUCGAGCGUCCAGCUUUUCAAGUGGGGGUCGUGGCAGAUCUGGAUCAUCUGUUACCAACAGUGAUGAGGAUUUUUUAGCCAGUCGUAUAGAAACUGCUUCACUGGAUGAAGCCCAAGACAAACAGUUAAAACGAAGAAAAGACAAACUCUUUAAAGCCAUCUUAGAUGGGGAUAUACAGCUGGUGAAAUUUUAUAUUGGUGUGGAUGAAAAAUCAGAUGAUGAAGAGCCAUCAAAAUCUAACUGCUGGGAAAAUAUGUGUCAUCCUUUGUGUCAGUGUGACAGAUGUGCCUCCAUACAAAAGGCACGAGUCAAGGCCCAUCAGUCACUCAGCGUCAAUGUCCAGACCACCUCAGGCUACACUCCCCUGCACAUGGCAGUCCUCCAUCAUCAUAAUGAUUUGGUUGACCUCUUUCUACAACAUGGGACCAGCGUUAACACCCAGAACCAUAAGAAACUCACUGCUUUGCACAUUGCAGCCUGCCUCAGGAAUCUUCCUGUGGUAGUCAAGCUUUUGGAGAGAGGGGCCAAGAUCAACAUCAAAGAUAUCAAUGGUGACACACCACUGCAUAUUAGCUGUGCUAAUGGCUUUGUGGAGGGUGUCCAGGCCUUAAUUAUGAAAGGUGUGGAUGUUAACAUAAUCAACAACAAUGGGAACACUCCUCUUCAUGAAGCAGCUGAUCACCUGCAGACAGGCAUCAUAAGAGUACUGCUGGAAGCUGGGGCAGACCCCACCAUCCGCAACAAGCUCACUCAGACAGCCUUGAACUUGGCCAAGGACCCACAGUCUGAGAAAGUACUCCAAGCAGCCAUUGCAGAUUGGCAACAAAAACUUCCUGAUCAGCAACUACGGAAGAACUCUGGCAGAGCUGCACCGAGUAAUCAGGUAAGGAUUCAGGAGCUGUUUGCAGCUUUUGAGGAUGAAGACCUCAAAACUCUGCAGUCUUUGACCGCUUCCAUCCGCAGUUUUCAUCAGAAAGGAAGCCUGCGACAAGCAGUCACUCACGAUAAAAGCCGCAUGUUUCUUACCUCCAUAGCUCGCUCACACUCCAUCAGAAAAUUUGAUCUGUCAACCUUGCGUAAAGUUCAUUCAGAAGACAAAAGUGGUCCACUGCACAUGUAUUCUCUUGCCACUGAAGGAAAAAGAACUCAGCAAGGGGCAGCAACUUCAGCUGGCACUGAGACCUUGGUCAGGGCUGAUUCAGUUGCAGAGGGGGAUGGGGCAUCUGAAGAAGAUGCGAAAUCACUAAUGCUUUCGACAAAAGAAGGAUGGGUCUCCUAUUUUAAUGGAUCUGUUGAUUUGGAAAUCCCUGAGUUAAGCUCAUUACCUCAAAUGCUGGAUGACUUAACUAAGACUGGUGUGUCUGUGGAGGUGCAGGUAAAAAGCAAUUUGUUCCUUGAAGACUUGGAUCUCUGUUCCAAGUCAGAGAGUGUUGAUGGGUCAAAAGAUGGAAAGAUCUGCACAGGAUUCUUCUUGUAGCAAAACUUUUUCUUCUGAAUGCCCUGGCAUCUUGCCCAUGUCUGAGGGUUCAUCUGAAAGCUCAGGCAUCUUGCCCGUGUUAGAGAGUUCAGACCCACCAUCUGAAAACCCCACGAUCUUACCCAUAUUUGAGAAUUCAGAUAGUUCACCUGAGAACCUCAGCACAGAGACCAUGUUGGAGAGUUCAGAGGGUUCAUCUCUGAGGACUUGCAGACUCACUUGUGACCCAUCCCCUGACUUUGCUGAUGAGACAGAUGAGAAGGCCAGCUCUAUUACUUUAUCUGUGCAGCACAGUCCUUGUGGUUCACUUCCCCAAAAUGCUAUAUUAGACGAUUUUUCAGUAGUCCAGUCCUGUGAAGGGCAAUAUACACAGAAGUCAGAAAACUUAGAGAAGAAUGAGGAAACAGCAAAUGGUCUUACUCCUGAGGACAAAGCACAUCAUUUGCUGCAACUUUCAUUGCCGCUGUUGAUGCCUUUAGAGACUGUGCCAGAAACAAAGCAGAACUGUCAAUCAGAGCAUCAGGCAGCUAAAGCUGUGGAGCAUGGAUUCGUCCCAACAUUUUCAACAUGCACAUCCACAGUGUCUAGCUUGCUAUCACCAGUGGAAGUGGCCCGCCAUAAAGAGACAUUGCCUUGUGAACAAGCAGCUGUUUCAAAGGACAGUGCAGAACAACAGCUCAGAGACAGCGUUAUGCAUGACUUGGCAUUGUGCAAACAUGAUGGAAAGAUAUCACAGCAAGAGUACGAACAGCAGACAGCAGUUGUUACAUCCCCUUGCAGUGAUGUGUUGCUGUUGUCUUCCUUGGAAGACAGUUUGCAUGACUCUGCUGUGGGCAAUGAUGUCAGCAGCAUGUUGGACUUGGAAUGGGAACGAUCUGAAAGCACUUCUGCCAGCAGGGCUGAUGAGGGUUUUAUGGAGGAAAAUUCUGCCCAUGAUGAUCCUGAGAGCAUAAGCCUCAGCACUUCAAGCAGCGUCAGUGAUUUGUUUGAAGCAGAGAAGAACUAGUGUCUUGCAAUCGGCUGUCUACAGUGUUUUAAGUUUAGUCAAAGGUUAACACAGACCAAUCAUCCUACAAACAGCAUUUUCUUUUUCAUUUUUGUUUUGAUUAUUACAUAUGCUUGAAAGCAUGUCAGAUUGUUUGUUUCUGUUCAUUUGGUAGUAAUAACUUGCUCACCUCAGCUUUGGACAAAUUUGUCCUGGAAUGCUAGAGGCAUAUAUAGACUCAACAGCCAGUUAGGUGACAAGACAGCUUCCUCGCUUGCUCUCUCUCUCUCAACAAUGAUGUUACCAUUCCUGUUUCCAACUCUGCCAAGAACAUUGGUGUCAUUUUGCAGUGUGUUUAAAACACUGCUGCUUCAUUUUCUCUUAGAAUAAAACCUAUUACAUCACUCUCCUCUUUCUUACACUCCAUUGGCUGCCAGUUGCUAAACUUGCUUCCUGAUUGUGAUGCCCUUCGCUUUCAUGUGGCAUUACCUACUGCCCCUUUUACCGUGUAAAACAUAUUGAGUGUGGCUUUGUGGGGAAAUGCGCUAAAUAAAUCCUAUUAUUAAACACAUUUCAUACAAAGUCACUGUCCUGUUACAAGUGUCUCAAUGUCUUCCCCGCCUCCCUUUCUAACUACACACUGCCUUGUUCUCCACUCCUUUUUCGAUCCCCUCGGGCUUUGCAUUCCUAGAAUCAGUCUGCAUACAUUUGGUCUACAUUCCUUUUCUGUACCUGGUCUGCUGACCUAGAACAAACUGCGCUCCAUACUUACAGAAACCCUCUUUCAUCUUUUGAAAUGUCUCUGAAAUCUUAUCUUUCUCUUACCAUGACCAUGACUUUGUGUCUGUCUGUGUGCCAUGGACUGCUGUAACGAGAGUGGGAGUUUUAACAAUACUUUAUUAUAAUACAUCCUGGAAAAACUAGGAUUUGUAAGAGAAAUAAGAGCAGGAGUGUUUGUAUGAGCAAGAGAAUGAAGCCAUAUUUGUCUCUCGAGCAAUACCUUGGAGAUGACUGCUAGAUAUAAUUGCACCCAUCACCUUUGUACCGCCCCACUCUGGUAUUGAAUAAUCUUGAGGAUGUCUCUUGGUAUGCAUAGUUCCAUGAUACAGUUGGAUGAGCCACUUACAAGACAAAUAGUGCAUGACCUGCAUUGGAGAGACUUAGGGCUUUUAAUACCUGUUAUGGGUGAAAGAAGAAUUUUUGUGGUGAAAACAUAUUUCUGGCACUGUUCUUAUGAGUACACCAUUUUAUUAUAUAUUUUUUUGUGGGGGUAGUAAAUUCUUUUUCAUGAAUUUGUCCCGCAUAUUUAUUCUUUGAUGUCAUCUAUUUUUUCCAUUUCUUUUUGAUGUUUGUAAAACUGUUGGCAGUGUGUACAAAACCAGCAUGCGUGAUUAAUUAUUAUGUUACUAGGCAUCUUAAAUAUAAAAUAUAUUCUACAGUGCUAAAAGCAAGCUAGUUAUGGAAAUAAUUCCUGUGAUAUUUCUGUUUAAAUAAGAAGGGUAUUGGUGUAGGAUAUUUUAGGUAAUGAAUGCAACUUUUUUCACAUUUUGCUGUUUUGUUGUUUUAAGAGCAAAACAAUUUUUGGAUGACAGUGUAUCAGUUACCUGAGAUUGCAACUUACUUUCAUUCAUUGUGUGCUGAUCACUUUCCUUGUGGGAAAUUUUGAAAGAAUGUACUAUUUAUUCUGUUCAGUGUAAGAUAUAGAAGUUAACUAGUCAUUUGUUUCAUAUAAAUGUUGACAUAAAAGCACCAUUUUAUUACCCCUUGUUUUGAUAUAUAUCUGAGGGGAUAUUGCCCAUUGUAAGUUUUAGCUGACAAAAUAUAAUACAAAUGCUUAAUGAUAAAGUUGGAAUGAGAGUGUGUGUGUGAAAUAGAGAAUGUGACAUGCAUAUAUGUGUGUGUGAGCCAGCAAAAGAAAGAUUUUCAAGGUAUAGUCGGUUCAUCCUAUUUAUGGUUUGAGCUCCUGGUUGCAUGUCUGUGCGAAAGCUCUCAGCAGUAGGUGUGAUUGCAUUGUCUGCUCAUUGAGACACUUCGGUUUCUCUAAGUAUGUUUAAAAAAAUGUCAUAUAUUUUAAUGGCGUUAAGGUUUUCUGGAAAGUGACCCGUGCAGAUUUUCCAAUGGAAUCUUUUUGCAUGUCUAGCCAAUGCAGUCCCUAACGGAUGACAACGCUAAAGUGAUAUAGCCCCACUUUCACCAUGUUUGAGGAAUGGCCUGGUGGCCCAACGGUUAGUGCCUGUUACCAAUACACUGAAGGUUGGCUGCCCUGGGUUCAGGGCCCAUCUUUGACAUGCUGUUCUUUCUCUGCUAAGUGUCAUCUGUUUAUAGGGCUGGCCUCUAUGAUAUAGCUUUAGUUGCUGGCUCAGAAUAAAGCACCAAUUCCAUCAUCCAUUCAAGCAAAAGGUGCACUAAACUGUUGUGCAUCAAGAUGGUGUAAUUUGUGAUAGAUAUUGUCAAAAUAUAUUUCUAUAAUCUGUUAAAAAAAGGCAAACCAUUUGGUAUGGUUUGCCAUUAUUACUGUUUGACUAACAGGGGGUCCUUGCUGACUAUCAAUGUCCCUGCUUUUUUUUUUUUUUUUUUUGAAGAAAAAUAGAAUUUAUUUAAUUCAUGGCAAUAUGCCCAUGUAUUUUUUUUUUUUAGAACUGGUCUUAGUGUACAUUUCCACGAAAUAAAAUGACAUAUCGGUAUGUAUGUGCAGUAGACAAUGAGCUUCAAUUUGUUGACAGCAAUUACAGAUGUGCAGAUUUUGUGCACAGUUUUUUAACAUUUCCUCAGAUAUUGUCAUUCAACUGGUUUGAUAAGUCAUUCUUUACCUUAUCUUUUAGUUUUCAAAGAAAGGCACACUUUACUAUUGCAUGACAAUAUUUAUUUUGUACAUACGUUGAUGUUCUUUUUUUAGAAAAAUGAUUUUUUUAUGCAUACUUAAGAUUUGUCAUACCAUGUUACAAACGAGGCAAUGAAUUAAGUGUAUUUUGACCAGAUGCACAUGUAUAAAGUUCUUAAAAUCUGUGACAAAAGGGAGGGUUGGAGGAAGUGAAAAAAGUAAAGAAACCCUUGCGAACAUCAUUUACAGUGUAUUCAUAUAUUGCAGGCAGUAGAAGAAUUAAUAAAAGACACUUCACAAACAUG